AUGGCUGCUCCACCCACUCAAUAUGUGCUGGCGAUAUUUCCCGGGUUCCAGCUGCUCGACCUGGCCGGUCCACUCGACAUACUCAAUGAGCUUUCUGAGAGUUCUGAAAACUCCCAGCUUAGUUUGACCAUCGUCGCCGAGACGUCUGACCCUGUCCCCGUCAAACCGAUUGCCCUGUCCUCUGCCAACUGGACCUUCGAUCUGCAAGCACACUCCUCACAGAUCCCAGGCCGAGUAAACGCUAGUUUCAAUCAGUAUUUGCAGCCGGACACCACGUUUGCAGACUAUCUUGCGGCGGCCAAGUCAGGCAAGGCAAAGGCUGACGUACUUCUCAUCCCCGGUGGGAUAGGCACACGCCUGAACCGGCUCCACCCUGAUGGCAGCAAGACAUUGAAUGUGCAAAGCCUGUACGACUUCCUGCCGAACAUUGCCCCGCAUAUCAGCACCGCAAUCAUCACCGUCUGCACUGGAUCGGAUAUCUUAGCGCAGUCAGGCCUGCUCAAGGGCCGGAGAGCCACCACUAAUAUGCAGCGAUACGACUUUGUGGCACAACGUAAUCCAGGGGUGUCAUGGCAGUAUGGUGCAAGGUGGAUUCGAAGCCUGCCAUCGGAAGCAGUAGGCACUGUGCCGAUCGAAAUCUGGAGCUCUGCCGGCAUCAGUGCAGGCAUGGACGUGACGCUGGCGUUCGUCGCGCACUUCCACGGAGGAGAGUCCGUGGCCACAGACCUGGCCAAGUCUUUAGAGUACGACUGGCGACAACUCGCGGAGGGAGAAAAAGAUCCCCUGUACAAAAGGUACUAUUCUAUCUGA
Molecule: messenger RNA, 810 nt
Organism: Capronia epimyces CBS 606.96
Lineage: Eukaryota; Fungi; Ascomycota; Eurotiomycetes; Chaetothyriales; Herpotrichiellaceae
Exons: 1
Coding region: 1-810 (269 amino acids)
Source: RefSeq, a predicted model, not a curated record